This is a messenger RNA of Pseudoliparis swirei, 1259 nucleotides long. Its product is annotated as E3 SUMO-protein ligase EGR2-like. Gene Ontology annotation, molecular function: DNA-binding transcription factor activity, RNA polymerase II-specific; RNA polymerase II cis-regulatory region sequence-specific DNA binding. The coding region runs from base 195 to 1259 and encodes 354 amino acids. The record is from RefSeq and is a predicted model, not a curated record. Lineage: Eukaryota; Metazoa; Chordata; Actinopteri; Perciformes; Liparidae. The transcript has 2 exons. Gene Ontology annotation, biological process: regulation of transcription by RNA polymerase II.
CCUUGUAUGGCGAGGGGUUCCCCUCGUCACGCCGGGGCGGUCCAUGUUUGGGCAGCUACGCGCUCGGCGGGGGGAAUCCCGGGCCGGGGUUACCUAGGAGACGGCGGGUAUAAAAGCCGGCAGCGAGCGAGAGGAGCCAUCGUCUCAUCGGAGCGACGACCAGCGAGUCCUCGCCACCGCACCGCCGCACCGCCAUGCUUCUGGAGCGCGAGGACAGCUUCAUGUCGGAGUUCGAGGACGCGUGCAGCCUGUGGGUCGACAGCGUGGGGGACGAGUCCGACGGGGCGGCGCCGCUCUGCCGAGUGUUCUCUCCCAGUACCGACGCCUCCGACUCCGACUUCUUCUCCGACUUCAGCGACUGCUCCUCCGACGCUCUCUCCCCGGCGCCCGGCGCCCCCCCCGCCCCUCCCCCGGCGCUGAGCAGCACGGCGGACGCCAUCCUCAGCAUGAUCACGGAGAUCGUGGGGAUCUGCACCGAGAUGGAGCUGGGGGCCCCCGCCGGGCCCCCGCCCCCGCCGGUGGUGAAGAGUGAGCCGCUGGCCUCCGGCUGCAGGUGUGCGGCCCCCGGGGCCCCCCCCCCCCUGGAGCAGCAGGUGGACGUGGCCGCCUUCCUGGACUCCCUGCUGAGCUCAGAGGCCACGCCCCCCCCCUGCCCCGUGAAGCAGGAGCCCCUGGGGCUGGAGGACUGGCUGAGGAGCCUGGUGCCCGUUACCGGGGUUACCGGGGUUACCGGGGGAGACUCCGGCAGCUACGUCAUCAGCAGGCCGGUGAAGGCGGAGCAGAGCGACCUCCCCCCCCUCCCCUCCACCCUGGACGCUCAGCUGCUCUCCUCCCUCCUGCAGGGCGCGUUCCCGAUAGUCACCAUCGGGGGCGCGCACGCCGCGGGAGCCCCCAAGCCGCCGCGCGGCCGCCGCGCCCCCGCCAAGCACGGGCCCAAAGCCAAGCCGUUCCCGUGCUCCGUGGCCGGCUGCGAGCGCCGCUUCUCGCGCUCCGACGAGCUCAACCGGCACGUGCGCAUCCACACGGGGCAGAAGCCCUUCCAGUGCACCAUCUGCGCGCGCAGCUUCAGCCGCAGCGACCACCUGACCACGCACACGCGCACGCACACCGGGGAGAAGCCCUUCUCCUGCGACGUGUGCGGAAAGCGCUUCGCGCGCAGCGACGAGCGCAAGAGGCACGGGCGCGUGCACGCCAAGCAGCAGCUGCGCGCGCAGAUGAUGGCCGCGUACUCGCUGGCCCUGAACGCGCCCGCGGUCUGA